This is a messenger RNA of Cercospora beticola, 690 nucleotides long. RefSeq lists its product as uncharacterized. Lineage: Eukaryota; Fungi; Ascomycota; Dothideomycetes; Mycosphaerellales; Mycosphaerellaceae. The record is from RefSeq and is a predicted model, not a curated record.
AUGGUCUCCAGCUCUGAUUUCGCCGAAGUCGUGGCUCUUCAGUCCGGAGAUGGUAUGACACGCAUGCUCGUGCAUAAGGAUAUCAUCACCAAGAAGUCGCUCCGCCUUCAGCGAGAGCUGGUCAGCCAAGACCUAUAUCGUCUAGCUGACUGGCCUGCGACCACAUACCUCGCCGACUCUCUCGAUGCGCUGAAGCUAUACGUCACAUGGUGCUACACCGGAUCUGUCAGCGAGGACGUCACAAGGAGGGAUUCUUCUGGCGACUGGCUGAUUGCAUUUGCGGAAUACAAGUGUGGACUGUGGCUCCUUGACGCCCAGUAUGCCAACGCAAUCAUGGACAAGUUGAUGGAGCAGGACUUCGAUGCUAGGACCUUGAUUGACCACUGCUGCGAAAUGGUUCAACAUGGUCUGGAGCGCUUGAAGAUCUGGCAGUGGUACAUCCACCGUCUCGCGGCGAAGAUAUCGAGUGACGAUCUGAUUCGGAGUGGCAAAGAACAAAAGUACUGUGAGCCUGAGGGCCUCCCACGAGUGCUUCUGGAAGAUGUCCUCUUUGAGAUGACGAAGUGCCGCGAGCAAUCUGAGGUCUCCACUGCUGGACCCAUCUCAGCGGAUCGCGAGAAGUAUCACAUGAGCGAGGAGACCGUGGAAGGAUUUUGGGAAGCUUGGGUCACGAACGAGGAAGUGUUUUGA